Messenger RNA from Limulus polyphemus (Atlantic horseshoe crab), 934 nucleotides. Its product is annotated as brevican core protein-like. The transcript is spliced from 3 exons. NCBI's taxonomy places the organism in Eukaryota, Metazoa, Arthropoda, Merostomata, Xiphosura, Limulidae. Gene Ontology annotation, biological process: biological process involved in interspecies interaction between organisms. Gene Ontology annotation, cellular component: external side of plasma membrane. The coding region runs from base 339 to 872 and encodes 177 amino acids. Gene Ontology annotation, molecular function: carbohydrate binding. The record is from RefSeq and is a predicted model, not a curated record.
AGCGUUACAUGAAUAAGAAAUAUUCAUGUGGAGUAGACUGUUUUUUUAUCUCUUAAAAAAAAACGCUAUGUCAGCCGGGAAGAUUUAUUGGAUUUUUACCGUUGUUUUACAGCUGGGUUUCGGUUCCACAGGGAUUUAUGAGAAACUGUAUUAUAACCUGUUGACCGGUAGCCGGCAGAUGAACAACAUUUUGGACGUUCUGGACACUGUCCAAUCUAUCGAAGAGUGUACCUUUGUUUGCAGCUACAGGACCACAGCUUGUCGGGCUGUCAAUUUCAGCUCUAAGAGUAAAGUUUGUGAGCUUUUAACUUUCGUAGGAGAAAUGGCCAAUAUUACAAAUGACCCGUUUUUUUGGUGUCUGGUCUCAACUGAGAACUUGUAAGGACAGGCCAUGCCGUCACGGGGGACACUGUAUUGAGAAAACGCCUGAUCUACGUGACUCUAAUGGGUUUAGAUGUGACUGCGGGUUCGGGUUCAGUGGACCAACUUGUGAAAUGCCCAUUCCACCUUAUGUACCAUUCGGAAACUCUUUCUUCAAGUUGUCCGACUCUAAGAUGAUGUGGAAUCAGUCGAAAGCAGCAUGUGAGGAAGAAGGGGCUCAUCUAGCUGUAGUUCCCGACUCCGCCACCAACGACUUCCUGAAACACCUAAUCAACACCACGUACGAAGGUUUUCCAUCCAGUCAUUGGAUCGGCGUUAAACGUUUGAAAGAGUGUAACUAUACUACUAUCCAUGGGUUUACUGACUGGGCUCCGGGCCAACCUGUCUGUAACUACGACUGUGUCCACUUAUGGUCAGCCUCGAACUUGAUGUGGGACGACACUGACUGCAAGCAUCUGUUCAACUAUAUUUGUGAAAUCACAUUUUUUUAAUAUUAAGCUGGCUGUUCUAUCAUUUCAAAAGUGUAUGGUCGUCCUUCAAUCAGAAAAACAGA